Messenger RNA from Orbilia oligospora ATCC 24927, 1509 nucleotides. RefSeq lists its product as uncharacterized. The coding region runs from base 1 to 1509 and encodes 502 amino acids. Gene Ontology annotation, biological process: regulation of transcription by RNA polymerase II. The record is from RefSeq and is a predicted model, not a curated record. NCBI's taxonomy places the organism in Eukaryota, Fungi, Ascomycota, Orbiliomycetes, Orbiliales, Orbiliaceae. The transcript has 2 exons. Gene Ontology annotation, molecular function: DNA-binding transcription factor activity; RNA polymerase II cis-regulatory region sequence-specific DNA binding.
AUGGAGGCCGCUGGUUUCCUCUACUAUUCUCCGGACCCACAGGGCCGACAGCAGAAGCAGCACGGUCACCACGGUCACUUCUUAGCACAACCGAAUGCUGCAUACACUAUCUCUGCUUCACCGCAGUUGCUUGCGCCAACUCCAAUUCAUUUCCCAUCUCAGCUGGUUCUAGGUGGACGAGGUGUUCCUCUUACCAUUACUCCUUCGGCUUCCCCAUCUUUAAUGGAGCCUUACCGUGAUAUGUGCUCCGAGUCUGCGACCACGGAUCUUCUGUUCAACCCUGCUACUCCUCCUUUGACCCACAGUGCCGUCAGCACACCAUCUCUUUCUUAUGCCAUGCCUACUCCAAUCAGCAACCACGGCUGGUCCUCUGAGGAGCCCGUUAUUGCCACUGUAUCUUUGUCCGAUAUCCACCUCCCAAGCACUCCAGCCGAUUACUUUCCACCUGGCCUUGUUGCUCCAUCGAUUUUGAAGUCUAAUGCUAGCCCACCACCAUCAAUUUCUUUGAAUGAUUUGCACUGCCCAGCUCUUUCUCCAUGCUCUUCUCAAGAUUCCUUCAACGAGUCUGACUGCUGUGACCCACGGGAACUCACCAUUCAGUCUCCAACCCCAGUUGAGAUUAAGCCAGACAUCCUCUUCCCACCAAUGGCUUCCCUCAGCGGUGAUGAUGACCAGUUCCUCUUUGGCGGCAAUGUCGAGUCUUUCCUCCCAUUGGCCUCCAAGGUUACUCCAUACAUGGCUGGUGACUACAACGAGGAACUCUCUGACUUGGGUGAUUCCGAAGACGACUUCAUUCAGAACUUCUCUGAGUCUGUCUUCUCUAACAAGCGCAUGAGAUUCGAUGACGACUCCGAGAAUGAGCAGCUCCCAAGCCCACCCAUGUCUACAUCCUCAUCCCGACAAGGCUCUGUUGCCCCAAUCAAGGUCCUAAAGCGAAAGCUCCUAAAAGUCAAGAAGGAAGAUACCCCAGAAGAGAUGUCUGAGGAACAGAGACUACGAUCCUUCAAGUUUGGCUCCAUCGACAGCGCCUGCAGCUCUGAGCCCUCUUCCCCAUGCUCUGAAAAGCACUCGCAUAUGGUUGGACACCCAAUCAGCCCACACGUCAUCCGACGAGGACGCAAGCAGUCUUUGACUGAGGACCCUUCCAAGACUUUCGUCUGCCAUCUUUGCACCCGUCGUUUCCGCCGACAGGAGCACUUGAAGCGACACUUCCGAUCUCUCCACACUGAGGACAAGCCAUUCGCUUGUGGUGAGUGUGGAAAGAAGUUCUCUCGCAGCGACAACCUCACACAGCACAGCCGCAUCCACGGCACCGGCGCUGUUGUCCUUGGUGUUUUGACCGAGGGUGAGGUCCCAGUCCUCGGAUCGCAGUUUAUGGAAGACGAGUCAAUGCAUUCCCCUCAACCUUUCAUUGUCGUUGACUCGAUGACCGCUGCUUCCGGCGAGAUCAAGGACAAGUCUUCGGAUGACAAGAAGUCUCGCAAGAAGAGAAAGAGGUCCGAUGAGUAA